GCCUCUAUGAAUGAGAGAUGCACGAAGCGCUGGCGCUCGCGGCUCUAUGCAGUCUUAGGCAUUCCUCAGCUAGAGGAGAUGAGGUAGUACUGUCAGAGACGAAAGGAGAAUACUGUCUUCCGAGGAAACACGAUGUGAAUGCGGAAGGAUGGCUGAAAACAUGACAAACCACCACCAGUACAUGCAGUCAGGGGGGCAUGAAUUCAAGACAAACUGGGUGGCCAUCUUCUUCAGCAAGCAACAUGUAUGCAGCCCCUGACAGUGGAAUACCUGUCUUGUCAAGUCGGUUUAAUUCUGUCCCUACAAAUGCAAUGAGCAUAGGGAAUCAGAUGAACUAUGCUCCCCACCAAGCCUCCAUAGACACUACUUGCAGACCUCCCAACUCGCAACACAGCAGGAAUCAAGCCAGCCCAUGGUGGCAGCAUUGUAAGAUCAGUAGACAAGCUUGUGUUGAGUUUGGGAAGUUGCUUGAUGCUGCAAAGGACGAACAGCAGAUAUUGAACUAUGAUGCUCAACAGUUAUCAAGGGACGAUCAGUUUCACUUUCGGAAAAAAGUUCAAGCAUUCUUGGCGAGACUUUGCACCAAUCAGCAGUUGUUGGAAUGUAUAAAUGCCGAUUUGUUUUUGGCACAAUUUUUUUCAGCCAUAUUUCUUCAACAUUGUGAAACAUGUAACAGGCAUUGAUAUUGAAAAAAUGCCAACUCAAGACAAUGCCAGUCAACACACCACAAGACAGCCUCAGCAGGUCCCUGCCAACCAUGGCAUGUCGCAGGUUAAUCAGCAUGGCACAGGUGGUGGCUUUGAAAAUCUCCCCACCAGAGGAAACAUCCAACAAUUCCAGAUUAAUGGAAUGUCUACGAGAGGGAACAGUUCUUUCACACCCACUAGCUAUGUAAACCCUCCACCCCCAUAUCCAUUCCAGGGUAGCACUCAGACAAACUUUUAUCAAGGAGGUAGUGUUCCUGAUAAUUCUCGGUCAGCCGUUCCACAGAAUGUUUCAGCAGCGAUCCCAAGGUGGUGUAAAAUGCCUACAGAGAGGUAUGAAUCUGGACGAGUUGUCAAACAGUCUGUUGAGAGAGUGAGUUCGCACCAAAGACAACAAGAACCUACUGGUAUGCCUGUAAAGGCUGGUAACCAACCUGUUCCUCUUCCUUUACCAGCAGUUAAUACAUACACUUCUCAUGUGCCAUCUCUUGCUUCUCAACCAGACUAUACAAGUGUUCACAAGGAGUGGAAUUAUCCUCAACGACAAACCAGUCGGUCAGCUAUGCAACCAGACAUCCUUUCAGUUUCUGUGAACAGUAACAGUAGAUCAGUUCCACAAACAAUUUCUCAGCAGUCAAAUGUCCAAUCUGGCCAUGCAGGAGCUUUGCCACAACAACAGACAAUGUGUGAUUCAAGAAGCCAAAGGAAUACCCCCAGGGACUCCAAUUGUUCAGAUUUAGUUCCACAGCAGUCCGUGCAGGCACCUGCAACAAUUCGAAUACAUCCAAAUAAUUAUCCAUCAACAUCCAGGAAAGAAACAUCUGUGUUGCCUGAUUCAAAAGAACAUUUACGACAGUUAAUGUCAAAUACUCCACCAGUGCAGACUGUUGAACGUAACUCUCCUAUGAAUCAGCUUGAAAAUACAGCCAAGGAACCUGUUGUAAUGCCAGUUGCAGAACCUGUUGUCCCAGUUGUAGAACCCGUUGUCCCAGUUGUAGAACCCGUUGUCCCAGUUGCAGAACCUGUUGUCCCAGUUGCAGAACCUGUUGUCCCAGUUGUGGAACUAGCUGCUGCUCCAGUAGAAGGAUCCACACCCUGUGAUCAACAACUUACAGAUACUGCUGACACGUAUUCAAACAUCAUUUCAAUGCCAGUGUUAGUUGAAGAUCAGUCAUCUAGAAAAAGUGAAUCAUCAAAACCAGUGUCAUCGCUCUCAAAACAAUUGAAAAAUAGCUUUGAUAUGAAUGUGCCCAGCCCUUUCACUGCUGAUGUGUCCGAUUCAGUAGAUCGGUGGCUGUCUGGCAGUAAGAGUAGUGAACUAUUGGACACAUUGACUUCUAAGGCACUUGAAGAUAAAAGGAGACCAUGUGUUGAGAAACAGAAGCAGAAUAUCAGUUCUGUUGAUAAGGAAUCUGGUGAGUCAUUGCCCCAGUUGGACAGUGUCAUUAUUACAGAUGAUGUGAAAGUGAUGCAAACAUCUACAGGUUCCAUAUCACAGGAAAACACAGCCAAACAUUGCUCUGUCAAGAAAACACAUUCUGAAAAUGAAACAGUUUCAAGAAGUUUGGGAAUAUAUGAUCCACCUCUGCCUGUGAUAAAACAUAAGAAGAGAGAAAGCAGGAUUUCUCCUCUUAAGAAGUCCAAUUCUAACACAGAUACAGAUGUUGAUACACCUGCUGAAGAUGCUGCACAUUCGAAGGGCAAAACAAUUGAGUCAAGAAGACAUAGUGAGGGGUCAGGCAAAACCACAGGCUCAACUUUCAAGAGGAAACUGGAAGUAUACAAAGCAAGUCUUGACACAGAACCUUUAUUUUCUGUUCUUGACAACCUUUCAGCUCGGAAAACUGCAAAAUCCAAUGGUAAUAGAGUAACUGAGGGUAAGGAAUUGACCAGUGUUCUUGAUUCAGAGAAGCAGCGUCAUAAAUCAGCAGAAGUAUCGUCAAGCAGUUUACAGUUGAAUGAAGAGAAACAUAAGAAAUCUCAUUCAGAAAAUAGAGACAAGAGUCUAAAACAUCAUGAACGAACCAAAAAGUGUGAUCCAAAAAAAAGCAUUUCUGUGCGUGAACAGCUUGUGCAUGUUGGGGAGAGAGCAGGAACAUCUAAAGACAGAAUUAGUCAUCACAGAAGCGAAAGUCAAUCUCAGCAAGAGUCUUCCACAAUCAGUGCUCGUGAAAAAGUAUAUUCUCAAUGGUCAGGCAAUCAGAAACAUACUGGGAAGCCAAACAAUGUUGGUCAUGUACGUAGGCAGUCAUGUCCUGAUAAAAAUGGUUCAAAAUGUGGAGGUAAUAAAAAUAAGAGAUCCUUAACAUGGGAUGGAGCUACACCAACUAGUGCUGCAUUAGAGGAAGUUGACGGUCACACUGAAGACAAUGCCUAUUUACCUUCUAAUGGAGAAUUCAUUUGGUUUCAUGGACAAAAGUUGUUGAUGAUAAACUUGCCUGAUGGAAAACAUCUCAUCAUGAAAGAAUUUGUCAAAUGUUGCUUGUCCGAUUAUGACAUUUCUCGUGUUUACAAGACAAAAACCUGUACGCUCAAAAUCAAUCACAAAACACUGACACAUAGUUGUCGGAGAGAAGUUGAGAAGUAUCUCUGCUAUAAAAAAAUAAAAUUUUCAAGUCAGAUGGGAGUAGUAUUGUUAGCAAAUGCUCAAAAGUUGUAUCAUCACAUGCUCAAGAUUAAAUCAUGCCCUGAAGGAAACUGUGUCGGCCCAAACCCACCGGUGUAUGAAAGGUUGACAAGAGAGGAAGACAACUUGGUGCAAAAAGAACGCUCCGUCUCUCCAGACAGCACUGUGCAGUCAAAUCAGCAGUCAAAAGCCUCCACUGACCUCAAGUUCCCAUCUUCAUCCUCGAAAGGAGAUGGUCCAGAUGAUGUUCAGUUAAACAAAGUCUCCAGUCAAUCUCAGGAUUCAGAAGACACAUGUGGAAAUGAUGAAUCUGCCAUCAUUGCCCCGUCAGCUGAACAGGAAGAUGAGGGUGCAGUGUCCGAUGUGAGUGAUGCAACAGAUAUUUACUGUGAUGGAAAGCCAGUGCCCAAGCAUUGGCCUGAAGUCACUGCUGAAGAAACAGAUGAGAAGGACUGUGAGGUAAUCAAAGGAGGCUUUGCUAUCAUUCAAAAGGACAAGAUGCCAGACAGAACACUACGGUAUAUUGUGGUUGAUGGAGAAAAAUGCUAUGUUUAUCAGGACUUAUUUCAACUAUUCUCUAAAGAAGAAGUUGUGAAGGUUGUGAUUCAUAAGGAUAUGCAUGUGGCAGAAUGUACCGCUGACAGUGCUCAUUACCUGUCCCGAUUAGAACCAAAGCUGCCCCCUGUUAUGACUGGGGAGUGUUUCCUCAUCAAGGAGAAAUAUGUCAGGAAAGUCUUCGCCUACUUUGGGGAGCCAUAUCCCAAACUAAAGCUUAUUAAGAAUGGCUUUAAACGCAAAAGUUUGCCUCCAUUGCUGGCUUCAGAGACUGACAGCCAUGACGAUGAUGGUUUGUCCCCUCCAAAGAAAAAACUACUCUCCCACUCUUCACCAGAAGGGAGUAAUGAUGAUAGUGGCAAGAAAUUAAAUCACCAAGACAAAAUUAGCAGCAAAGACAAUGACAACUCAGGCAACAAUGGAAUGACUAGUGGCUCUUGUUUAUCAAGGACAAGUGGACUGAAGCGGAAGCUGGGAGAUGAUUGUGGUGCCAGGGAAGGGCCAGUUUCCAAGAAAAGUCACCUCGAUGACAUUUUCAAUGAAUCCCGAGAAUACAUCCUGCAGGCAUUUGUAACCCUGAAGGAACAACACAAGCAAAUGGCAGCUGACUUGGAGUAUGUCAAGACUGAGGUUCGCGAGACUAAAGCGAUGAAGACUCACCUGGAAGAGGAGUGCAAGAAACAGGAAGGAGACAUGACGAGUCUGAAGUCUGAGCUGAGUGUGUCAAAGGAAUAUAAUGUGUCUUUGGAACAGAAAUAUAAAGAGCUUGAAGGUGUUCUGUCUCAGCUGAAGGGGGACCUACAUGUAAUGAAAGAGGAAAACAAGGCACUUACUAAGGAGAGGGAUCACAAUAAAGAUUUCUUGGAGAAAGUUGUUGGCGCCUACCGAAUGAUCGAUGAUGAUGAUGCAACAGGAAGUGCUUGAAGGGCAACUGGACAGAAGUGCCACCAUGUGCUGAUGGUAGAAGAUCCACAACUGCAGGGACCCCAUCAGUUAUCUGUACACUAUGUUUUACAGUGUUAGCUGUACUUGACGAAUUGGAGUUGAUAGUCAAGCAACUAAAAAAGAUCAAAGUAUAAGAUACUGUUUUUGUACUCAUUAUACUAAAAUGCCCAAAUAAAAGUUACUCAAGUUAGCAGGUUUACAAUCAGUUCUUAUGAACCUCUGCAGAUUUAAGAAACAAGCCACCAGUGCAGGUAUUGAGCAUUUAUGUUCUGCAGGGCCUGUGAUCUUUGUUUGGAAAACCUUUUAAGGUCACUGCUUUCCUUAGAAAGGAGAAGUUAACCUAGUUUGUUUCAAAGAAAAUCUAUGUGUUCCUGCGAGAAUAUCAGAUGACUGCCUCUUGUACACAAGUAGACGUGUGAAUGGUAGUAGUGGAAAUUCUUCAUGGUAAAGAAUGUUGUGUUUAGGAAGACAUGGACAACUCAGAUGUAGAUGACAGCAGCAGGAUGUUGUGCAGUGUUGUUGCCUACAUCUUUCACUCAGGUUAAAAAUGCUGGCCUUCACAUUUCAUCAUGUGGCAUCAUCUGUUGUCUUACAUUAAAGGCAUGUCUCAUAUCAUAACAUGAGUUCUGGAAAGUUAGAUAUCACAAAUAUAUCUUAUUUCAAAAGUUACGAUCUCAAAAUGGAAUGUGUUCAUUGACAGUCAUUGUAUAAUGAAAGCGAUGUAAGUUUUUUAUCUUUCUUUUGGCUCAGUAUGUUUUUUCCAUGUUAUUGAUAUUAUUUUUAUACUAUUUAUUUGUAGCCUUCUGUUUACUGUAUGUGCCAAAUGGUAAAUUAUGUUUGUACUUUGUAGGUUAGUGCUGAUAGUUCUACACAGUAUUGAUUAAUUUAAAUAGUGCAAAUACCUCUAAGAGGCCUUGUUUAGUCCUGAACAUCCUCAUCUAGGGUUGAGGAGAAUAUCCAGUGUAAUGCUUGCACGGACAUGGUCAGGUUGCCUCCAACUUCACUAAUAGAGAAUAUCUCAGGAAAUCCAACAUUUGAAGUAAGCAUAUUUCUGUGACUAGCGAUGUUUUGAAUGUGUCUGUUAUAGGUUCUGUAUAGAGAGUUUGUAUUAAGUUUAUGACAUCGACAUAUCAUGUUGUAAAUAUGUGCAAUUGCAUAAUUUAUACAGCUCCAUUUUCAAUGACGAGUUCAAUGUUGACCUUUCUAUAUUGAACAGUAAUUAUUGUUUCUAAAAACAAAAAAACAAUAAUAAUUUAGUUUGUUUUUUUACUUUUGUAUAAAAAAUAAAUGCUGAAUACAA
Molecule: messenger RNA, 6130 nt
Organism: Haliotis rubra (blacklip abalone)
Lineage: Eukaryota; Metazoa; Mollusca; Gastropoda; Lepetellida; Haliotidae
Exons: 9
Coding region: 610-4809 (1399 amino acids)
Source: RefSeq, a predicted model, not a curated record